AUGCAUCUGCUCAUUCUCUACCUUCUAGCCAUACCUCAGCUAUCUUUUACUUGUCAUCCUGGUAAGCCUGCUCAGCGUGGUUCAAGUCAAAAUUCUGGUAAUCAGAUACUGCACAAAUCAGGGACCACUUUGCAAGGAGUUAGAGGUCGGACUUUCCCAGCAGAUUCAAGUUUGAGUUUAGAGACAAACAAAAUUGUAGAGGAUUGGACAAAACGUGACUUGCAAGCUGCGAAAGAUAGAACUAAACAUCACAAAACGUCGUCUAGUAAAGCUACAACGAUACAAGUGCAAAAUUCUACUACAAAGGCACCUACAACAACACCGGAUGAUGAGUAUGAGGGAUUGCCUGAGUGCCAGCACUGUCGUAGACCUGAAUCAGACCCGGACCACUGCAAGCCCGAAAAGUGUGAUGCUGUAGGAAUCACACUGAGAAUCAUCGAUGAUUGCUCUGUUGCCGAGUUAAGAUGUCCGGAAAGUUUUCGCUCUGUAGAAAUCAUAGAUUCUGCUGCUAAAUCGAAGAGAUACGAAGUGGAAGAACUUGCUCUAGCUUACUGCAUCAAGGGGAUUUGGCAAGCUGAAACACCAGGUGGAAAGAUUCCAAUGGAAAAUAUUGUCUGCACAUCAUAA
Cylicocyclus nassatus is the source of this 627-nucleotide messenger RNA. NCBI's taxonomy places the organism in Eukaryota, Metazoa, Nematoda, Chromadorea, Rhabditida, Strongylidae. The record is from the annotation of a GenBank genome assembly.